AAGCGUACACCAAACGGGAGCGAGGCAGCUGACGAUCGAAGCAGGCAUUCCCUUUGAGCAAAACUUCGAGCUGUGCCCGUCCCGUCUCCCUGACGCUGCCCCACCGGAGUCGUUCCACAGGUUACUCAGAAGCUGCUCGGCGAAGUUGUCGUCUUGAGUCGGCGUGGUGGUCCAACAGGUGUGCCCUCCUGCGAACAGUGAGCAGGUUGAGACGGAAGCAGCUGUGCGGUGGAGAAACCCAAGAACCCGGGGUCAUGAAGCGGACCUGUAUCCAGGCGCUGGUGGGAGUCCUCUUCUUUGCUGCCCUCGUCCACCAGCUUCACGCAGAACUCGACUGCAGGAAAUAUCCCUUCUACUACCGCUGCCGGGGAAUCAGCGCCAAGCGUUCCUUCGCACCGAUUACAAAAAUGGAGGCGAUGUCCUUGAAAGAGCUCUACGAGGACGACGAUGGGUGGAAGAACCGGCGGAGACCAGUGGAUGCGGUCCUAGGCUGGGUGAGGAACAAGUAUGGCGACGACAUCUUCGACCCCGACGAACCCCUGGACGCCACUAGAGGCUCCUUCGAGCGGAAGGAGUUGUACUGACCGAGGCGCAGCUCUGUUGCGAGGCACCCCACCCGAUGCCAGUUUACAAGCCGCGAGAAUCGUGACAACAAAGUCGUCGUACACGCCCAAUCGUGUGCUUGGGUUUUCGAGUUACUAAACGUGGAAGCGGUGCUGCCACUUGCAAGGCCAGGCUUCUACAUUUCCCUUUUUCCGUAAAAACCUUAUAAUUUUUCCGCGGUUUUUUUUUUUUUUUUUUUUUUUGGGGGGGGGGGGGGGGGG
Molecule: messenger RNA, 824 nt
Organism: Ixodes scapularis (black-legged tick)
Lineage: Eukaryota; Metazoa; Arthropoda; Arachnida; Ixodida; Ixodidae
Exons: 5
Coding region: 255-584 (109 amino acids)
Source: RefSeq, a predicted model, not a curated record